Messenger RNA from Arachis ipaensis, 1012 nucleotides. RefSeq names its product leukocyte immunoglobulin-like receptor family A protein. The record is from RefSeq and is a predicted model, not a curated record. Lineage: Eukaryota; Viridiplantae; Streptophyta; Magnoliopsida; Fabales; Fabaceae.
AUUAAGCGAAGGGAGGAAGCGGAGGAGGUCCGUGCGAGUUCCUCUUCUUUUGUUUUUUUCUUUACUUUUUUUCUUCUUUUUUGUCCUUAGUCAGCCAAAAAUAUAACAACAGUAUUUGGCCGCGUUGAAAGUUGAAAAAGCUGAAAGCCUGAAAGUAUGUACCAUCCAACGAGAGGUGGUGUUCGAGGCGGGCGAGAUCAAUUUUCUUGGGAGGAUGUAAAGGCUGAUAAACAUCGUGAGAACUAUCUUGGUCACAGUAUCAAGGCCCCUGUAGGAAGAUGGCAGAAAGGGAAAGAUCUUUAUUGGUAUACCAGGGAUAAAAAGUCCCAGGAAGCAGAAAUGGAGGCUGCGAAAGAAGAGAUAAAAAGGAUUAAAGAAGAGGAAGAGCAGGCAAUGAGGGAAGCUCUUGGCUUAGCUCCUAAGCAUGCUAACCGUUCUCAAGGUAUCCGUCUUGAUAAACAUGAGUUUUCAGAACUGGUAAAGAGAGGGUCCACAGCAGAAGAUCUUGGUGAAGGUCAUGCUGAAGCAGCUAGGGUUCAAGGUCUUGGAUUUGCAAGAGCACCCUGCCCUUGGGAAGAGCUGGGUUCUUCAAAGCUUGGUAUGAGUGACAGUACACCAGCCAAGGUGGAAAAUAUACCUUUGCCAAAUCAAUCAGCAACUAAGAAUGAAGAGGAUUCAGAUGAGAGUAGAAAAAAGAGAAGACGUGAGGAAAGGAAGGAAGAAAAGUAUGAAAAACUUGAGAAGCAUCAUUCUCGUGGGGAUAGGAAGCACGAGAAACACAAAAAGCGCGAGAAGCAUCGUGAAUCAGAUGACAGGAAGAGACACAAGAAAGACAAGGAGAGGAGAAGAUAUGAUUCUGAUUCUGAUUCAGAUUGAACAAGUUCUGUUGGUUUUCCGCAUCAUACAAUUUGGAACGACUUGUUUGUUUUAGCUUUGUAACUGAAAUAUUGAUGGUGGUGAAUCUUACUAACACUUUGAAGGGGAAUGAAGCCAGUUGCAUGGUUUUACAGUA